Messenger RNA from Trypanosoma conorhini, 930 nucleotides. RefSeq lists its product as uncharacterized. The record is from RefSeq and is a predicted model, not a curated record. NCBI's taxonomy places the organism in Eukaryota, Euglenozoa, Kinetoplastea, Trypanosomatida, Trypanosomatidae. The transcript has a single exon. The coding region runs from base 1 to 930 and encodes 309 amino acids.
AUGCGGUCGACGGCGCUGUGGCGGUACAAGAUGCCGAAAAACAUGGGCGUCGCACCGCGCUUUGACGUGUGGAAUGAGUCGCACGAGCCCUGGCAGCACAUGAAGCGGAUGGGCCGUCUGGUGGGCACCGGCUUUUACAUUCCGCCGGAGUGGUACAAUCACUUUCGCAUGUUUCCGCCAAUCAACCACAACUUCCAGCAGGAGAAGACGCUCAACCCGCGCAACGCGAGCGAGCCAACGCAGGACGACGCGGGGUCGCUGGGCCCAGAGCGGGUCGCCCUCCGCGACGAGCUGGCGCGGAAGAGUCGGUUGGUGGCGUCGGAGGGGAUGCGGUACUACAACAUUUUUUGGGUCCGCAAGCCGCUGGACCGGAUGGAGAAGGAGUACUACGAGCUCAAGCGGAGGGGCGUUGCCCACAGCGAGGCCAUCAAGAAGGUGCUCGAGGGCUUUUACAAUGACUUGGCGGUGAAGAAGCGGGUGGCCGCGGUUCAGGCGGAGGAGGCAAAGUUGUCGGGGCGGUUUAUUACCAUGCGGGAGGCCACUGUUGUGCUGAACGUCCUUGCGCAGCUGCACCGGGAGCAGCUGACGCCGCACCAGGUGACGCUGCUGGCGAAGGAGCAGCGGGAGGCCGCGGCGUCGGCGAGCGGACUCACGGCAACGGUGUCGCGCGUGUCGGCCCCAGCGUCGGGUGCGGAGACGGAGGCGGCCGCACCGAAAGAGUCGGGCUCCGGUGAGGCGCUCUCGGCGGAUUCGCUGGCGAGCAUGUUGGAAGAUGACCACGUGGGCAGCACCGGGACGCAGUACCAUGUAGAGGUGAAGCACAGCGCGCACGACAGUGUGAAGCAGCUGCAGGAGGAGUCCACCGACAACACCGGCUCACCGGAUUGGUACACCGGGGCCUCGCCCGUGUACGGCGGCUCCGCGCAGUGA